CCAGAACAGCAGGUGGCAGUAGUGCAGCGGUUCUGAUGUCAAACUGCCGCUAAACCCCCUGAAGCAGCGGCAGCAGAAGCUCGGGCGCUGAACACAGACACACAGAAGAUGGAGAGUGUGAAUAAAGCGGGUCAGCUCAUGAGUCUGGCGGCUCUGCAGCACUAUGACCCCUACAUCACCACACUGCUGGACGUCACCGGACAGGUCGCGCUCUACACCUUCAACUCCAAAGCCAACGAGUGGGAGAAGACUGAGAUUGAAGGCACGUUAUUUGUUUACGCCAGGUCGGCUUCCCCUCAUCAUGGCUUCACGAUUAUGAACCGUCUGAGUACAGAGAAUCUGGUGGAGCCGAUCAAUAAGGACCUGGAGUUCCAGCUGCAGGACCCGUUUCUGCUGUACAGGAACGGCAACUUGGGCAUCUACAGCAUCUGGUUCUACGAUAAGGCCGACUGCCAGCGGAUCGCGCAGCUCAUGCUACAGAUAGUGAAACAGGAGGCGUUGCGAGCGCAGCGCGUGUCACCCGACGGAGGCUCGAGCGGCAGGACGAACGGGUGUGUUCAGACCAAACCCACAGACAUCCUGGAGCUGCUCAGCAGGGCGAAAGAGGAGUAUCAGAGGAGUCAGUCGACAGAGAGGGAUGUUGAGGUGAGCUGUGAAUCUGUGCCGUCACAGGAGAAGAGAGACGACGUCACGGCAGCUCAGCAGGAGAAGUCGAGUCACUCAGUAGUGAAGCAGAUCACAGUGGAAGAGCUUUUUGGCAGCUCUUUGCCCAAAGAACCGGCCCAGACAAACUCGGCUGCGGGAGAAGGCAUGCGUGGACUGGCGUACGGCCCUCCGCCCCGCUCCGUGGAGCCUCUGCUCACUCCUCGCCUCUCCUCGGAUCCAGGAGGCCCAGCGUUGGUCUCUCUUUUCCAGGGUUGCGGCAGCCGAGACCCAAGAACGGCCGCUUCAAAUGCGGAGGAGAGCGGCGGCAGGUCCGGCGCUCAGUCGACACGUCGUGGUUCGGCUGGUCCGCUUCCUCCUGCAUAUAUGAAUCCUCUCACAGAUGGUCAUGUGACAGCCAUGUCACUGCCAGGCUUCAUGCCCAGCCCUCUAGUCACGCCACAGAGCUUCAGAGAAUCUGGCUGCAAAGUUUCAGUGCCCUUUACAGGAAAGACUGCAGCGUCGGCACAGGCCAAUACGCCAAGCAAUAUUUUCAUGAGUAAAGAAGUGAACGCCUUUACACCGUCCCCGUCUCUGGUCAAAGCGGGGCCAGGUGUCCAGGGGGAGGAGUCUUCACUGCUACUGUCUCCAAGUGUAUUUCAGCACUCCAUUACCAAGACAACAGAGCCGCCCAAAAACCCCGCCUCCCCGACGUCCCCACCGCCCUUCCCCAGCGCAGACCUGUACAGCCGCAGCCAGCUGCAGGACACGCUCAUUCACCUCAUCAAGAAUGACGCUCAUUUCCUCAGCGUGAUCCACGAGGCAUACGUACAGAGCCUCUCUAAAGGCCUCAACAACAUCAAGCUAUAGCCGGAGCCGUCCUGGAUUCAUCCCAUCUGCCAAUCUCACUAUUUCAACCAGCUCAGUUAUGUUCCGUUAUGAAAAGGAAGGGACUUGUGCAAUAAGAAGCAUUGGAUAAUUGCUUUUCAUUUAUGAUGGUUGGAUAUGAUACAGUCUCCCAGUGUCAGUGUGCUUUACUGUUAAACCAGUAUGAUUGAUAAACCCUGAGUACUGGAUUGAAAUUCUCAGAUUUUGAAGACAUUCAGAGUAGGAUGUGCACUUAUUACUAAUUUACUUAUAAACCCGGUAGUUUAAUUUGAUGACGAAUGCAUAAAUUAAAGAUGAACAUUUCCCCCGUGAUGGCACAGUUGAUCCGUUGUACGUUCUGUGGUGAUGUUGCUUUUUUAAAUUGCAGACCGUAAUAUGAAAUAUUGGGAACUAAUCAUCUAGUUUAAGGCGUGAUUCUCAUGAUAGUUGUUGUCUGUCUCAACAGCAGAAGAGUUGUAGUCGUGUAGACGACAGGAUAAUCUAACAAGUGCAUUUAAUUUUAUCAUUAAAGGUAGAAUGAAAUUGUUCCUGUGUGCACUAACUAGUUCUUGGUUUGUUUGUUUGCUUGACAGGAAGUGUAUUUUUUAAUACGCACAAGGCUUAUGUACUUAUUGUGUUUACACUUACAAAUUGGGAAUUGCAUAAACUUAUUUUGUACAGUUUGCUUUUGAUUAUAGAGAAUUUUAAAACGGCACAAAUGAAAGUUGACAGUGUUGCUGCACGGCUGUACUCUUCACACGCAACGCUCUAAACAUGAAUUAAUAAGACCUUCUCUCCAGUGCAUCAGGAUUCUGUUACAGUGGCUCGUCUUUUGAGUUCAUGUGCAAAUAAACUAUUGCCAUAAUUUA
Megalobrama amblycephala (Wuchang bream) is the source of this 2378-nucleotide messenger RNA. RefSeq names its product decapping mRNA 1A (gene dcp1a). Gene Ontology annotation, cellular component: P-body. The record is from RefSeq and is a predicted model, not a curated record. Lineage: Eukaryota; Metazoa; Chordata; Actinopteri; Cypriniformes; Xenocyprididae. Gene Ontology annotation, biological process: deadenylation-independent decapping of nuclear-transcribed mRNA; positive regulation of catalytic activity; deadenylation-dependent decapping of nuclear-transcribed mRNA. Gene Ontology annotation, molecular function: mRNA binding; enzyme activator activity.